Molecule: messenger RNA, 10086 nt
Organism: Colossoma macropomum (tambaqui)
Lineage: Eukaryota; Metazoa; Chordata; Actinopteri; Characiformes; Serrasalmidae
Gene: cicb
Product: capicua transcriptional repressor b
Exons: 21
Coding region: 348-8291 (2647 amino acids)
Biological process (GO): regulation of transcription by RNA polymerase II
Cellular component (GO): nucleus
Molecular function (GO): DNA-binding transcription factor activity, RNA polymerase II-specific; RNA polymerase II transcription regulatory region sequence-specific DNA binding
Source: RefSeq, a predicted model, not a curated record
GGGACGCGGAUAGUUUUUUUCACUCCGUGUCUGGAGUUCUUGACAGUGUGCGGGGAGAAAGGGAUGUUCGAGCGGAUGAACUACAAACUUAAGCCCCUUACAGCUCCUCGGACGGCCGCUGGACGCUGCUGACACUCGGGCCGGCCAGCUCAGCUGCAGUUUGCGCCGUAAACCCUUGGCUCGCCUCCUGUUUGUGUCUUUUGGAUUAACAAAUGAAGAAAUAGUACCAAAACAACCUUCAACGAGCCCACUUCAAAGCAAGAAGGACAACGUGUGAAAGUCCCGUCCCCAUACAACAGAAAAAAGAUAAAGCAAUAAAAAAGUAAGACUGAUAACUAAAAUAAAACAUGAGAUCACAGAAGAAACAGAGAGGACGCUCUCCGCUGUCCACACGGGGAAAAGGCAGGAGAAAACAAGACAAACAAAACCGACAGUCACAAGCCACGCCUGCUGUAGCGUCAUCACGCAAACAUACUCCGGCCAAGUUGGACACUUCUAAAGGGAAGACGGACAAGAGGAACAGCGCGUCAAGGAGGGAGGGCCUAAAAGGGCAGAUGAAAGGACUGUCAGUGGAGGUAGAUCAAGCUGAGCAGGUUGUAGUCAGGGUCAAUAAGAUGACUUGCCCUAAAAAUGCUAACUCCAAUGUGCAUAACCUUAAUGUGGCAAACAGUAUGGCCAGCAGCCCUGUCCCAAACAGCACAGUUAGCAACCCUGUCGCAAACAGCACAGCCAGCAGCCCUCUCACAAACAGCACAGCUAGCAACUCAAUUAACACAAACGUGGCAGCCAAUGGCUUAAACAAAAGUACCUCUGUCAACACCAACCACAGUCCCACCACACCCUCCAGUCGGAAAACAGCUACCUUCAAAGCCAGAGUGCCCAAGAAAAAGUACAUGUAUGAACACGGAGCUGUCAGCACCUCCCCUAUCAGUCCGACCCCUGUACCUUCACUUGCACUUAACAGCAAUCACCUCAGUACGCUUUGUAACCCCAUUUCCGCUAAUAUCCCCCCAAAAGCAAGUAAUGCCAUUAUUAAGGAAGACAGUGUUGUUGUCUCUACAGACGUGAAUAUCAAAGAAUUAGGAGACAAUAAGACAGGCACAGAAUCUUCAAAGCUUAAUUGUUUAGCUUGGGUAGAGGCUGUGAAAGAUGAAGUGCCAUCUGAAGGAGAAAGGGUGGUUGCACAAGUGGAAACAGAUGCAUAUGGGGAGGGUGCCCCGAACUCAGCUCGUUCAUCUUCCACAGAUACAGCCAGUGAACACUGUCCAGAUUUGGAGGUGCUGGAGCCGACUAGUGUGCAUCCAAAUAUAGGGAUUUCUUUGAGUAUAGCAAGAAGUCCUGUAAACAAGUCACCAAUCCUACCUCCGAUCCUCACCUCAAACAACCAUUUUGAGCAAGAAGAUUUUUCAGGAAUAGCUGAGGCACUGGCUAAAGGACUAAAGAACCAGAGAGUGCUAGUUCGACAUCAGCGAACAAAGGAGGGGAUGGAGGGAGAAGAGCCGAUCAAGGAAUGUGUGUUUAUCUGCGGUGUUGUACGUGGGGCUACUAAAGAGCAGCUGAAUGUAGGGUUACAGAUUAACGGGGUGGAGACACAGCUUUUGUUCCCAUUUCAAGCAUUAGCAAGUCACCCACACCAAACUAUUGACCUCAUCUUAGACGCCCCGCCACCGGGCAGUGACCCUGUGGAAGUUGGGACGCAUGUUUGUGUGCCUUAUGGAGGAGAUAAGGGGAAGGAGGUGUACAGGGAAGGAGUGGUCUCACAUGUGGAUUCCCAUCCAGCUGUUGCUUGCCCCUACAGGGUGCUACUGAAGGAAGAGCAGAAUCGUAGGAAACCAGGGAACAAGAUGGCUGAGGCACACCAGAGAACGGACAUUCAAGCAGUGUGGGUAUCCCGACAGAACCUGCGUCUCGUUGUCCCGGCCUGGGAGGGGGAUGUGCAAGAGCAGGAACAAAACAGGGAGGAAAGAGAAGGGAAGGAGGAGAUGGAGGUGGAGCGAGAAGUGUGCCAGCUUAGUAGGGGAAUGGGUUUUGGAGGUGCAGGGCCACCUCCAGGGAGGAAUACUGAGCUCUCAAAUCCUGAUGUUGGGGGUAAACAAUAUAAUGGUGCAUCACCUCCUUCAUCUGCAUCUUUACCAGCAGUUCUGAUAGUAAACAGUGUGCCAAGUCUGCCCACUGGAAGAGAGAGUCGGAGGCUCGAGGAUACAGAGAGAGAGAGAGAAAGAGCAAGAGAAAGAGACAGGGAGAGAAAGCAACUGCAGACACCAGAGGUUGACUUGGAAGUUUUACGGCUUAAUCUGGCACCUCUCCAAGAUGCUGGAGGUACCUUGAUCUCAGGAGUGCCCAAAGCAGCUGGCCCCAUUCAACACAGACAGAUUCUCUCUAAGCCUCCUGGACACUCAGGCUCCCUCUCAGUGGCACGAGGCCUCUCCGGCACGUCCUUGGGUACUCACUUGUCUGGUCCACCCUCAGGCAGUCCUCAGCCGCCUCCGUCACCAGCUUUUGUAGGCUCUGAUGGUGCUCUCUCGCUUUCUCACCCUUCAACUGUGGCUCCAUCACCCAGCUCAAGACGUUCUCUUACACCCCUGGACAAGACCCCUUCUCCUUCACAGAAUUCUACUCCCAUCCCAGGCAGCUCAACUUCAUCUUCAGCCUCUUCUUCACGAUCAAGGACUCCACUGUCUGUUGCUCAGCAGAAAUAUAAGAAGGGUGAUGUGGUAUGCACACCCAAUGGUAUCCGCAAGAAAUUCAACGGGAAGCAGUGGCGUCGCUUGUGUUCUAAGGACAGUUGCAUGAAAGAGUCUCAGCGUAGGGGUUACUGCUCACGACAUCUCUCCAUGCGCACUAAAGAGUUGGAAGGAGCCGGCGGAGAGAGGGAGCACAGGGGAGGAGGAGGGAGCAGCUCAGGGACUGCAACCCCUUCAGACCUGCGAGGUCGAGCCAGCAGCGAGUUUGACUGGGAAGAGACAUCUCGGGACAGCAGUGAGACCAGCAGUCGGGGAACUGAUUCACGACCACGUCUAGUUCUUCCAUCUCUGCUGCCACAGGAUUUUUCGCGCUUUGAUUUUGAUGAGUGUGAGGCUGCUACUAUGCUUGUGUCUUUGGGGAGCUCACGGUCAGGAACACCCUCAUUUUCACCUAUAUCAAACCAGUCACCCUUUUCUCCAGCCCCAUCUCCAUCUCCCUCUCCACUCUUCGGCUUCCGCCCUGCUAACUUCAGUCCUAUUACGACCUUGACUGUUCUGCCCCCUCGCCGCCACCAACACACCAGUGGCACUAGCACUGGCACUUCCAAACUUAACACCUCGGUGGUGGAGAAGGAGCGGGAGAGACUUGUGCCUGGCAUUGUACCGUCUUUCCAAACAAGUCUAACCUUCACUGUGCCUGUUAGUCCCAGCAAGCGUAAAUCAGAUGCCCCACCACCCCCACCUCCUGUUGUGCAAGACUGCACCAAAUCUGAACUGGAGCAGAGCAGAAUAGAUGCCUCAGUAGGAACCUCCUUUCGGGUACUUUCUCCUCAGACAACUACUUUCUCUCGCAGCCAAAGACCCCCAUCAUCCACAGCUUCUUCCUCACCGCCCUCUCCUUUGCCCUUAGAGACAAGCUCACAACAUGCACUCGCUCAACAGUCUUUGCGGGACUCUCCUGUAAUUGUACGAAACCCUGAGAUCCCUCUAGCAAAAUUUACAGAACGUCCACUGGCUAGAGUUGCAGAUGAGGAAGGAGCCAGCUCCAAAGAGAACAACCAAUCUGGUAGUCUGACUGGUGCGGGAUUACAGGUGCCUGUUCCAAUUAAUGCAGCUGCCUCCACCAAUGGGGCAGUCUUGCUGCACAACCCUUCAUCGACUCUUGUUCUGGUGUCUUCCAUCUCUUCCCUUCCAAACCCCAAUCCAACAGGCCUGACUACCCAAUCCAGCCCUGCCUUGGCCUGUAUAUCAGUGCCCAGCCCUACACCUGAGUCUGCUUCCUUUGGUUCAGGAGGUGGUGGAGGGCAGGAUAAGGGUGGAAUAACAACAUUACAGCAGCCAGUUCCGUGUCAUCCUGCCCCAACAGCUUUGUUACCACUUAUACUUCCAGCAGAGACCCUGCACCCUGUUCCAUGCAAAGACAUCAUUAUGGGACGACCAGGAACUGUGUGGACUAAUGUGGAGCCCAGAUCGGUUCCAGUGUUUCCUUGGCAUUCAUUGGUCCCUUUCCUGGCACCCACCCAAUCAGAUCCAUCGACUCAGCCUGGUGAAGGCCAGCAGCCUGUCAAUCAUUCGCAGGCUGGCACUCUGAAGAAAGAGUCGCAGGGCGGGUCGGUGCUGAAGGAGAUGGUGGAGGGAACGUCGAACCCCCCCUCGCGGCCCGCCAUCGACGACCUUCCCCCAGAGAGAGAGAGAGAGACGGAGAGAGAGAGACCUGACAGCGAAACGGAGAGUGACGUGGAUGAUCCGUUUCUUCCGGGUGUUCUCCCUGAUCCGCCGAUCUCAGCAUCUACAGGGAAACGGCGCUCUCAGUCCCUCAGCGCUCUGCCCAAAGACGACAAGAACAGCCCUGGCAAGAGGGAGAAGGAUCAUAUCCGGAGGCCGAUGAACGCGUUCAUGAUCUUCAGCAAGCGCCAUCGUGCCCUCGUUCACCAGAGGCACCCGAAUCAGGACAACCGGACCGUUAGCAAGAUUCUGGGAGAGUGGUGGUACGCUCUGGGACCCAAAGAGAAGCAGAAAUACCACGACCUUGCAUUCCAGGUGAAAGAGGCACACUUUAAGGCCCACCCAGACUGGAAGUGGUGUAAUAAGGACAGGAAGAAGUCGAGCAGCGAGGGCCGCAACAUGCCUGGGGGAAAGGACAUCAGAGAGAGAAGCAUGUCCGAGACGACAGAGCCUCCCUCUGUGUCUAUGGGCACUGAGCUCAAAGGGGUGGCGCCCAGCCUGGUGGGCGUGUCCGAGCGUGGUGGUGGGGAUGGGCAUGCACGCCCCCGGGCUUUUUCCCAGAGUGCAAUGCACAGUCUGGAGAGGAGUGAGAGAGGAAACCCACAGGUGCUAGCAGAGCUUGCACAGAUGUGUGGGGACGGGGGCCAGUUUUCGAGCCGCGGAGCUCUGUCUCAGGUCCAGAGGGGAGUGAGCGAAGACAUGACCAGCGAUGAGGAGCGCAUGGUCAUCUGUGAAGAGGAGGGGGACGACGAUGUCAUCGAGGACCCGUAUCCAGGCAGCUCUAUAGACCUGAAGUGUAAAGAGAAGGUGACGGACAGCGACAGUGAAAACGGAUCUGGAGAUGAAGGAGAGCGCAAGAGAGUCUUUGCGCCUGUGAUUUGUUCGUCCUCGUCGGGUCCGGGUCAGGGCCGCAGCGUGUCUCUGUCGUCCUACCCCUCUUCCCGACACUUCUCCGACGCGGCCUCCAAGAGGAAGCGAGGGAUGGAGGGAGGGGAGGGCGAGCGGAAGGACGCUGAAGGAGGGGCAUCUCACUCCUCGAUCCCUCUGUCUUCCUCUGGCCAGUCCAUAUUGGUCAGUUCAGGUGGCGGUGGCGGUGGUGGUGUGUCUUCAAUGCUGGGUCUGGGGGCAGUAAGGGUGGCGUCCACUGUGGUCACCAACGUGGUCCGUCCUGUCGUUAGCACGCCGGUGCCGAUCGCCAGCAAGUCACCUCACGAGAGGAAACCCGCCAUCCCCCAGGCGCAGCUUUUGAUUGGCUCUGGAGCAGCUGGAGGCGGGGCCGCAGGAGGGGGUGGGUACUAUUCCUCGUCUUCGCCCAGUCCCGUAUCUGCGGGGGGAACUAGUCAAGGGGGACUAGUUACGAAUCUAGUUUUGGGCAGUCCUUUCCAGGCUCCGCCCGCUGUACAGCUGAUCACGCCCCCUCCUCCUCCUCAAAACCCUGCUUCCCCCGCCAUGGCCACGGCCACUCAGAGUAACGGCCCCAUGCCUGUACCCCUGCUGCAGCCGCACAUUUUGCCCACUGCCUCGCUAGCGCCCCCCACAGGCCAAAAACCCAUCACGCAAGUGCAGUAUAUCCUCCCCACUCUCUCUGCCAACAACCCUAAAAGCCCCUCCCCUCAGCAACCCAGCCAGCCAACCAGUGUCUUCACCCUGCCCACAGCUCCGCCCACGCUGGCCAAUGGGAAGCAGUCAGGAUACGCCUCCAGCCCGGCAGUGGGCGUGGUCAGCCCAGGAGCUAGAGUGCAAACGCAGUCUCCAGUCUUACAGGGCAAGAUGCUGGUUCCCAUGGCAACAGUGAGGACUGCUCCUGCCCCUUCUCAGCAGUUUCCCCUGGUGGCCCCUCCUCUUCCUGUCCAGAAUGGAGCUCAGGCAGGAAGCAAAAUCAUCCAGAUAGCUCCAAUGCCCGUUGUCCAGUCCCAACUUCCUUCAGCUGGGAGUCCGUUCUCUGUAACCAUGGCAACAGCCACAGUGGUUGCCCCAGGCUCUACCCCCUCACAAGCUGUGCUGCUGCCUCCCCCACCCACGAGAAUCACAUACGUACAGUCCACUCCAGGAGGACCCUCUACUAUCCCACUAGUAUCCACAACGACAGGCUCCACCUCUCAAGCAGCUCCUCCCACACCUGGAUCAGCAUAUGUGCCAUCUCCCUUGGCGACCUUCACAGCAAUUGCCCAUCCAGGGCAGGCGUUAGUGCAGCCGCUUAUUGCAGGUCAGCCUCCUCUGUUAGCUCCAGCGCAGUCGCCCAACCCUCACCCCUCCAUCCCUGCCCCGGCCAUCACCGCCAUAUACCCCCCCACCACCGUCACCCUGGCCACCGGGGUGGUUUCAGCUGCAACAGUGCCACCUGGUGUGGUGUAUACGGUGUCCAGCCCCUCCAGCCUCUCUCCUCACAUCCUCCCCAAACACACUUCACCGACCUCCGCGACCUCUACGACCCUGGUGACCUCGGACAGGCAGGGUCACGGCCCGGCACACUCAGAGCGCCAGUUACAUCAGGACAGAGCGGCGGAGGGGCACAUGUAUACCCAGCCAGCGGACAGACAAACAGACAAGCUGCCUGUGGCUCAGGCAGACAGAUUGGCUCAGGCUGCCGGAAAAAGCUGCAGUAGCUCAACAGCUCCCCCGCCAGGCACGUCACUGACUCUGCAGCCAGGCAGCCCAGCCCAGCCCUCACAUACAGUAGGCGGUCCAGGCAUUUCUAAACUGCCCCCAGUCCCUACUAGACCGCCACAGAAGGUGAAGGCCACUGUAGCCAACAUCCCUGUGGGCUGUUACGAUGGAGGAGGGCGAGGGAAAGAGAGAGAGAAAGAGAGGGAGAAGGAGAAAGACAGGGAGCGGGAGAAGGAGAAGGAGAGUGGCAGCCUUUUCUCUUUUGAGCCGGAUAAAGCCGGAGAAACAGUCUCUCCUGCUGCAUCCUCAUUAGAGGAGGGUUCUUCAGAAGGUGAUGCCCACAGUGUGGGUGAGGCCGGAGCCACAAGCGGCCGCAGUAAGGAGGCUAAUGCUAAGGAGACCGAAUGGAAGGAUUCGGCUUCCUCUUCUCCAUUACCCCCAUCAGGAUCAGAUCCUACCCCGCCCCUCUCACAGCCAGACAAAGAUGCCCCGCCUCCCAAAAAGGUCAAGGCCCGCCCACCGCCCCUCAAACGGCCUUUUGACUCUGUUGACAAGGUCCUGUCGGAGGUGUAUUUUGAGGAGCGCUUCGCAGAGCUACCGGAAUUUCGUCCAGAGGAGGUGCUUCCUUCCCCAACCCUACAAAGCCUGGCCACCUCCCCACGGGCCAUUUUGGGCAGCUACCGCAGGAAGAGGAAGAACUCAACCGGUGAGAGAGAUUUGGAUUCGUCCACGGAGGACCCCAUCUCUCCGAAGAGGAAAAGCCGCCGCAGGUCCAGCUGCAGUUCGGAGCCAAACACACCCAAAAGUGCUGCUAAGUGUGAGGGGGACAUUUUCACCUUCGACAGGCCAGGUACAGAUGGAGAGGAUAUCUUGGGGGAGCUGGAGUUUGACAAGGUUCCGUAUUCGUCUCUGAGGAGGACGCUGGAUCAGAGGAGAGCUCUUGUCAUGCAGCUCUUCCAGGAGCACGGCUUCUUCCCCUCAGCCCAAGCGACCGCAGCGUUCCAGGCGCGGUACGUCGACAUCUUCCCCACGAAGGUGUGUUUGCAGCUAAAGAUCCGCGAGGUGCGGCAGAAGAUCAUGCAGACGGCCGCGCCGUCCGAAAGCAUCGGGGCUCCGGACUCCGCCUGUUUACCGGGACCUUCGGGGCCUGCGGGCAGUGAUGGAGGAGGAGGGGGCGGAGCUGAGUGCCCGGAGAAGGAGGCGGGGCAAGAGGAGGAGCAAACGAGCUGUGAGGAGGCCAGGAACGCGGGCGAUUCGCUGGACUCCACCAGAUGAGUUUCGACAGACAAGACAAAAGGGACAUUUUCCGUUUUUUGACCAGAAGCCUCCCCCCCAGCAUCUAUAUGAGACACAUCUACCGCUCUGAGCGGAGUCUGAAUGUGGAGCGGAUGUCCAGAGGGGGGAGACGAGCCCUGAUUUGGGCUUUUUAAACUGAAUUCCACAGUAUUUCAUGUUGUCAAAAGACAUUUCAGUGCAAGAUGACUCGCAAUAGGUCACGUUUUGCAUACAUAAACACGCGAACGCACACGUAUACGAACACACACCACUGUCCAUCGUCUUAAGUAUCUACACUUGAACUUAAAGCAUUAUUUGACUUGCUAAGGCUUCCUUUUUCGGACUCUGUGACUUGAGGACUUCGGGGGUGUCCUGUAAGACCGUGAAGGCUGCCGCGAAGGCGGGACUUAUGAGGGCAUGCGAUUUUCAGACUGAAUUGUUUUCAUUUUUUUUUAAACGUGGCAUAUAUGGAAGUAUCAUAUGGGCACAGAUUGUUUCUCCUAGGCUCAUGGUUUACCGCCAGUCAUUGCGAGGCCGGCCUCCAUUGGCUAGGUUUUAGAAAUGAUGAAGACCUAACGGACUAUAUAUUUUGCUAUUUGAUCAUUUUCUUCCUUCCACUUUUUUAAACCUGUUUUUUGGGAAGAGCAUUUGUCAAGGCACUGAUUAGCCUCAGCAAGGGACUAGCUUAGCACGUUAGCGCAGCCGUUAGCAAGCUCCUUCUUCCUAUGAUUGGCCGCGGCAAGGCUGGAGUCCCGAGCAGCCAUGAAGGAAGACGUUACUGGAAGGGAAGUCAGCGGGCACAUUUACGGCCACGUUCUUCUUUCUUUUUCUUUUCUCCUUUUCCAUAUAUAUUAAGAAGCAGCAUAUUUAAUUUUCUCUUUCCUUGCCAUUUUUUUUACUCGUCGUGAGACGGAGCAAGAGGUAGAGAGGAUGUUGGAAUAUAUUCUUAAGAAUUUACUAUAAGACAUUUAAUAACUUUUUAAAAAAGCAACAAAACUUGAUUUUUAAAUCUACAGGUCAUUACAUUAUUAUUAUUAUUAUUAUUAUUGAAUUACUGAAUUUCUCAUUACUGUUCUUAUUAAUACUAUUCUCGUGGAUCUAAUCUGUAUAACCUUACAUACUGUACUUUUUCUCGUCUUGCUUUCGAGGACUCCACUCCCAGCUCGUCCUCCGCAACGCACUUCCACUGCGACUCUUAACAUUUCCUUUUUUAUUUCCUACCCGAACCUUUAGAACCUGAAACGUGUUACUUUUUUUCCACGUACGAAAGUACAAAUAUCGCCAUGCUCACGUGUCGUCCAGCCGUCAUUUAGACCUACUUUUUAUCUUUUCCACUAACAUUCCUCCCCGUUUCCUCGUCCCUCACUUCCUCCCGUCGCUUUGUUGGUCUUUCUACACCUCAAUCACUUUCGGUUGAGCGGAGAGAGAGAGAGAGAGAGAGAGACAGAGAGAGAGAGCAGGAGGAGGAGGAGGAGGCCGGGCGUCCGUGGUGAUUUUUAUCGUGCGAGGCUUGUUCGUGUUGUACUUAGUUCCAGCGGAGACUCACGACUCCGCAUCAUAUUAAGGAGCAAAAACAAAAAAAAACGGAAAAAAAUAAAAAAAACAGAAGCAUUAUUAAAGGUUAAACGAUGCUAUUACAGGAACUGAACUUGUAAAACAAAAGGAAAAAAAUAAAUGAAUAUGAAUAUUAACAUCUUGUUUUUUUUUGUUUUUCUAAUUAUGUGAAAGGAUUUAUACAAAUAAGCUCUACAUUUGUAUCUAUUUCACUCAGUAUACGAAUAAAUAGAUGUUCAAA